UUUUAUUUUUUUGGUGUGUGUAAAUGCGUCCCUAUUGAAAGUUAUUUCAUGGCAGCAGAAAAUUCAUCUGUUGGUAAAUUCUCCCUUUGAUAAUCAUAAUCACACACCAAACAAGAAGAAUGAGCAGAGAAGAGACUCUGGUUGAAGCGGCACUCAGAAUUCUAAACACAGCUGACCCAGUUGAGAAGGCUCGUAUUGGUGACGAAGUAGCAAACAAAUGGCUGCAAGGUCUCAUUUCUCAGCCUUAUAAUCCUUCUCAAGACCUCCCUCUUCCUGAUCGCCCAGCUCGUUUUACAAAUGUCAAGCUGGUGUCACCAAGUCUCAUGCCAAAGCUUGGAAAAGCAGGAAGCUUGCAGAGUAGACAAGCCAUUGUACACAGUCUUGUUCACACUGAAAGCUGGGCUAUUGACUUGUCUUGGGAUAUAAUUGCUCGAUUCGGCAAGCAAGAGUCAAUGCCAAGAGAAUUUUUCACUGAUUUUGUAAAAGUUGCACAAGAUGAGGGGCGGCACUUUACUCUACUAAAUGCACGGCUUAAGGAACUAGGUUCUUUCUAUGGAGCUUUACCUGCUCAUGAUGGUCUGUGGGAUUCGGCCAUUGCUACUUCCAAAGAUCUGUUGGCUCGUUUGGCUAUUGAACACUGUGUUCAUGAGGCCAGAGGACUUGAUGUGGUGCCAACAACAAUAUCCCGUUUCCGCAAUGGUGGUGAUAAUCAAACAGCUGAAUUAUUGGAGAAUGUUGUUUAUCCGGAAGAAAUAACUCACUGUGCUGCUGGAGUAAAAUGGUUCAAGUAUCUUUGCUUGAGAUCAAGAAAUCCAAUUCUGAGUGACCUUCCUUUAGAAGAAAUUAGUGAUACCGUGGAGGUAGACAAUGAAGUGAUUCAAAAGUUUCACUCCACCGUGAGGACAUAUUUCAGAGGGCCAUUGAAGCCUCCUUUUAAUGAGCAAGCAAGAAAAGCUGCUGGAUUUGGUCCACAAUGGUAUGAACCUCUUGCCGUUAAAGAUUACUCAGUGGAAUGAAGGAUUCUUUUCUCUGGUGUUUGUAGAAUUUCUGGUGCUUACAGAGGGAAAUUGGACAUUGGUUGUGGAAUUUUGUCUUGUUUCCAAUUUUCAUGAUAUUAAGCACACAUGUUACUCUGGGUUAUUGGGAACUUUAGUGUUGAGAGGACUCUUCUAACUAGACAUCAACUGCAAGGGGUGACACCACAGCAACACUUAUUUGGACCCUUCUCAUCAUUGAGGUUUAUACUUACCUAUUUAUUCUAAAAAAAUUAUGUCAAA
Lycium ferocissimum is the source of this 1277-nucleotide messenger RNA. RefSeq lists its product as uncharacterized. The transcript has 4 exons. The record is from RefSeq and is a predicted model, not a curated record. Bases 120 to 1016 code for a protein of 298 amino acids. Lineage: Eukaryota; Viridiplantae; Streptophyta; Magnoliopsida; Solanales; Solanaceae.